Molecule: messenger RNA, 2262 nt
Organism: Pogona vitticeps (central bearded dragon)
Lineage: Eukaryota; Metazoa; Chordata; Lepidosauria; Squamata; Agamidae
Product: heat shock-related 70 kDa protein 2-like
Molecular function (GO): ATP binding; ATP-dependent protein folding chaperone
Source: RefSeq, a predicted model, not a curated record
GAUGUGUGAUGGUGAAGUCAUCAGAAUGGGUUUCAAGGUGAGAGUGGACACCCUGCCCAAGCAGGAAAAGGCCCAAGUAAUGCCCAGCUCUAGGCACGGGAGAAGAUGCCACGAUCCCUAGCAAAAAUCUAAACCCUGGUCUGCCAACUUGAAGGAGAAGAGAGAGACCCCGUGAGUGAGAGAGGCAAACAACACUCUUUAUGGGAGUACUCCUCUCCUUGCAGUCCUCCGUUAGCCCACCAGUCCUAACCCAAAGGUGAUCGGCAGAACCAUGCCUAAGCAAAAUGCCCUGGCUAUAGGAAUUGACCUCGGUACCACCUACUCCUGUGUGGCUGUCUGCCAGCACGACAAAGUAGAGAUCAUUGCCAAUGACCAAGGAAACCGGACCACUCCCAGCUAUGUGGCUUUUACCAGCACUGAACACCUGGUUGGGGACCCAGCUAAGAGCCAGGCCUCUCUCAACCCCCAAAACACAGUGUUCGAUGCCAAGCGGUUGAUUGGCAGGAGAUAUGAAGAUGCCACUGUCCAGGAGGACAUCAAGCACUGGCCUUUCACUGUGGUGAAUCACGAAAAUAAGAUCAAGAUCCAGGUGUGUCACAAGGGCAAGCAAAGGACCUUUUACCCAGAAGAGAUCUCUGCCAUGGUGUUGGCCAAGAUGAAACACACUGCCGAGGCCUACCUAGGAGGUUCCAUCUCCCAAGCCAUCAUCACGGUGCCUGCCUACUUCAACGAUGCCCAGCGCCAGGCCACCAUAGAUGCAGGAGCCAUCGCAGGCCUCCAGAUCCUCAAAAUCCUCAAUGAACCAACCGCAGCAGCCAUCGCCUACAGCCUGGAUGUGAAGAAUCAGGAGGCUGGUCCUCGAAACAUCCUCAUUUUUGACCUGGGUGGAGGCACCUUUGAUGUUUCCAUCCUUGCUGUCGAAGACGGUAUCUUUGAAGUGAAAGCGACUGCAGGAGACACUCAUUUGGGUGGGGAGGAUUUCAACAAAAGGCUAGUGGAUUACCUUGCUGAUGAGUUCAAGAGAAAGCACAAGAAGGAUCUUCGUCUGGACAAGAAGGCCCUGCAGCGGUUGAAGAUUGCGGCUGAACGCGCCAAGUGUACCUUGAGCUCUUGCACCAGUGCCAGCAUCUCUGUUGACUCCCUCUGCCACGGGAUAGAUUUCCACACGACCAUCACGAGAGCGCGCUUCGAAGAUCUCUGCUCUGACCUCUUCCGAGCUACACUGAAGCCCUUGGAAAGGGCACUGAAAGACGCCCAGAUGAGUAAAGGUGCGAUCACGGAUAUUGUGUUGGUUGGGGGCUCUACCCGCAUUCCCAAGAUCCAGAAAUUGUUGAGAGAUUUCUUCAGUGGGAAGGAGUUGUGUAAAGGCAUCAACCCCGAUGAAGCAGUGGCCUGCGGUGCAGCUAUUCAGGCUGCUAUCUUAACGGGGAACCGGACCCCAAAGAUGCAGAAUGUGUUCCUGCUGGAUGUGACUCCUUUGUCUUUGGGGAUCAAUACACAAGGUGGAGUCAUGGCGACAAUCAUCAAGCGCAACUCGCCUGUUCCCACCAAGGAAACGAUGGAGUUUACUACCACAGAAGAUGAUCAAGACACCAUCUUGUUCAUGGUCUACGAAGGGGAGAGAGCGUUGACCAAACAUAACCAUCUCCUGGGCACGUUCACCUUGAAAGGCAUACCACCAGCACCCUGUGGGGUCCCUGUCAUAGUAGUCACAUUUUCCAUUGAUGAAAACAAUAUCCUGACUGUCUCAGCCAGGGACGUGGAGACAGGAAACACCAGCCAUCUUACCAUUUCAGACACCCGUGGCCGUCUAGGCAAAGAGGAGAUUGAAAGGAUAGUGCAGACGGCUGAGGAGUUCAGAGUGAAUGACAUGUCCCAGCAGGAGAAGAUUGAAGCCAUGAAUUCCUUGGAGUCUUGUACCCUUGAGCUGAAAAGGGUGGCAGAAGAGCAGAUCUUGGACGUCCAGGCCAAGAGGAGGAUGCUGGAGAUGUGUGAGAGCACCACCUCCUGGUUGGAGGGGAACCCCUUGGCAGAGAAAGAAGCAUGCGAGCAGCGGCAGAAAGACUUGGAGGAGGCGUGGGAUUCCAUUUGCAGCGCCCUCAGUCCGAGCGAGAGGGCAGAAGGAACAUCUCACGAAGAUCAGAACAGGACUUUAAUGACAGACAAGGCAGAACCCAAUGAGGAAAUGGAAUAAAUCAGGAAAUGGCCAGAGUGCAUUGUACCACCUACAGGGCACAUUAAAAGUAUGGGUAAAAAAAAGGA